Messenger RNA from Rhodotorula toruloides NP11, 1920 nucleotides. Its product is annotated as ribosome biogenesis protein Pescadillo. Lineage: Eukaryota; Fungi; Basidiomycota; Microbotryomycetes; Sporidiobolales; Sporidiobolaceae. Bases 1 to 1920 code for a protein of 639 amino acids. Gene Ontology annotation, cellular component: PeBoW complex; nucleolus. Gene Ontology annotation, molecular function: RNA binding. Gene Ontology annotation, biological process: maturation of LSU-rRNA from tricistronic rRNA transcript (SSU-rRNA, 5.8S rRNA, LSU-rRNA); ribosome biogenesis. The transcript has 5 exons. The record is from RefSeq and is a predicted model, not a curated record.
AUGGGACGGACAGCGCCGCGCGGACACAACGGCAUGAAGAAGAAGGGCGAGGCGGGCGCAUCCAAGAACUACAUCACUCGCAACCAGGCGAUCAAGAAGCUCCAGUGCACCCUGGGCGACUUCCGCCGCCUCUGCAUCCUCAAGGGCAUCUACCCCCGUGAGCCCAAGAACCGCAAGAAGGCGAACAAGGGCUCCUCGGCGCCGGCGUCUUUCUACUACGCCAAGGACAUCCAGUACCUCCUCCACGAGCCGGUCCUGCACAAGCUCCGCGAGCACAAGGCGUUCGCGAAGAAGCUCAGCAAGGCUGUGGGACGCGGAGAGUGGGGAUUGGCCAAGAACCUCGAGGAGCAGAAGCCUACCUACCGGCUCGACCACAUUAUCAAGGAGCGCUACCCCACGUUUGUCGACGCCGUCCGCGACCUCGACGACGCCCUCUCUCUCAUUGUCCUUUUCGCCGCCCUCCCUGCCACCACGACCGUUCCCGCCUCGAUCAUCUCGAACUGCGCCCGCCUCGCCGCCGAAUGGCAGCUCUACGUGAUGCGGACGCGCUCGCUGCGCAAGGUCUUCCUCAGCAUCAAGGGCAUCUACUUCCAGGCCGAAGUCCAGGGCCAGACCGUCACCUGGCUCGUCCCCUACAUGUUCACGCAGCACAUCCCGUCCGACCUCGACUACCGCAUCAUGCUCACCUUCCUCGAGCUCUACCAGACCCUCCUCGGCUUCGUCUUUUACCGCCUCUACACCGAGCAGAACCUCGUGUACCCUCCCAAGCUCGACGAGGUCCUCGACGAGAACGGUGCGGGGCUUGGCGCGCUCCUGCUCGAGGAGGCCGGCGCGAAGGGACUGGUCGUCGAGCGGGUGCCCGAUGCCGACGCGGAGCAGACGGAGAAGAAGCGCGUGUACGCCAAGGACGUGCGGAAACAAAUUCAGGAGAUCGAGAAGGCCGGUGUUGCGCACGAGGGUACGGCGGAUGAGCAGGAGGGCGACGCGACCGUUGCUGGCGGCUCGAACGAUGCCGCGCUCGAGCUCGACGUCUUCCCCGCCCCCGCCAACGUCGACGAGUCGGACCCGACGACGUCCGUCAUCCAGCCUUCCUCUCUCACCGCCUCGACCGACCUCUUCGCCCCGUACUUCUUCUUCCUCUCGCGCGAAGUGACCCGACCGACGCUCGAAUUCGUCAUCCGCUCCUUCGGCGGCCGCGUCGGCUGGGACCCCGUCCUCGGCGCCGGUUCGCCUUACAAGGAGGACGACCCUCGCAUCACCCACCACGUUCUCGACCGCCCUGUCCUUCCCUCUUCCGCCGCCGCACUCCCCGGCAAGCGCGCGUUCGUCCAGCCUCAGUGGGUGGUCGACUGCAUCAACAAGAAGACGCUUCUCCCGACGGACGAGUACAAGCCUGGCGCGGUUCUCCCGCCCCACUUGUCGCCGUUCGUCGACGAAGACGAGGUCCGCCAGCGUGGUGGAUACGUGCCUGAGGAGGCUGGCGGCGAGGGUGUCGAGCUCGGUGAGGAGGACGAGUCAGAGGAUGAGGAGGUCGACGAGGACGAGGCGAUGGACGAAGACGAGUCCGCUGCGCCCGCUUUGCUCGCUGCCGCAGCCGACCCGUCGAACGAAGAGCUCCGACACGCCGCCGAGCUCGAGGCCGAAGCGCGCGGCAUCGCACCCGCCCAGUUCGAGGCCGAGCUUGCCGCCGAGACGAAGAAGGCGAAGAAGGCUGCUGCGGCGGGCAAGGGCGACAAGUUGCAGGUCAAGAAGACGUUGACGGAGCAGCAGCAGGUCGCGGCGAGCAUGAUGACCAACAGCCAGCGCCGACUCCUCAAGAAGUUGACGUACUCGCAGGACCGGAGCAACGAGGAGACCGCCAAGCUGCAACAGCGCAAGAAGGACAUCGAGAAGCGCAAGAAGAAGGCGUCGAAGCAGUAA